GAAGUUUUGCAUCUGCAUCUAGAACCAAGCUCGAGGAAUUCCAUCAUCAACACGCAGAGAUCCCCACACUAUCCCGGCCCAUCCUCACUGCAGCGCGCAUAAGCCACUCGUUAAGCCCUACCAGAACAAAUCCAGAAAAGAAACACCGCAGAAAGAACAACAAGAAGCAUCAGCACCAUCCAUCAUCAUCACAGAGUGUCGGGUCAUACUAGCAAGACCCCUCCAUUCUCAACCUCCAAAAGAAACGAAAGACAAGAAAAACAUCCCGAGACCCAGUGUCUCAACCAGAAGACUCUCCCCACGCAAUGAGUUCCGAUCCCAAGUUCCCAUGCAGCAUACAGCUGCGCAUCCCCUUCCCUACGCCCCGCCUCGCCUCCACGGCCCUCAAAGCCCUCCAAGUCGACCCCGAACUCUCGCCCCUCGUCCAAAGACAUCUCUCCGUCGUCUCGUCCUCGUCCAGCUCCGACGACCAUGCGGAGGUGCUGCAGGUAGAAUACCAGGCCACGACCAAUCGCAUGCUGCGGGUCGCCGUCAACUCCUUCAUGGAGGGCCUCAAGCUCGUCUUGGAAGUCAUGGAGCAGUUGGAUGUCGACGUAUUAGCUGCAGACAAGGCGAAGUCAAUAAAGUCUCCAUGAAUAUAUAUCCCCA
This is a messenger RNA of Trichoderma harzianum CBS 226.95, 648 nucleotides long. RefSeq lists its product as hypothetical. The record is from RefSeq and is a predicted model, not a curated record. Gene Ontology annotation, cellular component: EKC/KEOPS complex. Lineage: Eukaryota; Fungi; Ascomycota; Sordariomycetes; Hypocreales; Hypocreaceae. The coding region runs from base 306 to 635 and encodes 109 amino acids. The transcript is spliced from 2 exons.